AUGAGUUACAACAGGUUAAUUGUUUCAAUUGUUAUUUUUACUGUCGCAUCUUUGAUUAAAUCAUGUUUAACCUGUGAUCCAAGUUCUGAUAUGGUUAAUUGUUAUUAUGCUUUUGAUGAAAGAAAUUUUCAAACAAUUAAAGCAUUUAUUGAUGAACCAAGGUUAAAAUAUGAUGUUACCAUGACCGAUGAGGUUUGCAGUGGAUUUGAUGAAUUUAUCAAUUGUUACUCUGCAUUUCUAUCAAAGUGUCUCACUUAUCCUUAUUAUAAAGCAUUGAGACGGAAUAUAAAUGCUUUGAAUAGAGUAUCUGAAACAUUGUGUUCCAACAGCUCAUAUGGACUGAGAGAACUUAUAGCUGUUGGAUACCAAGUGGAAGAAUGGCGGAAAAAGGACACUAAUUGUAAUCCAAAGGUGGAUAAUCAAUGGCCUUUACUUAUAUCGAAAACGAUUCGUCUUCAAUCUGAUGUUAUUUGUGACAAUUUAAUUGCUUAUCAUAGUUGUAUGUCCGCGCUAACGAAAAUAUAUGAUAGAAAAAUGAUCUGGAGUCGGGUGAUUGGUUCAUGGAUUCAUGGUUUAUGUAAUGAUACGGUGGAUUUAACAUCUUCAGUCUCAUUUCUGGUACCAAAAUAUUAUCUUUUACCGUUAUUGGUCAUCUCAUUUGGUAUUGUUCCAAUUCUUGUUGGAUGA
This is a messenger RNA of Panonychus citri (citrus red mite), 687 nucleotides long. RefSeq lists its product as uncharacterized. The transcript is spliced from 3 exons. Lineage: Eukaryota; Metazoa; Arthropoda; Arachnida; Trombidiformes; Tetranychidae. The coding region runs from base 1 to 687 and encodes 228 amino acids. The record is from RefSeq and is a predicted model, not a curated record.